ACUACUUGAACUAAUCUUAUCUUGCCUUAAGAAGUUGGAAUCUGAGUGACCUUGUCGUUUUUGAUCGGAAGUUGGACGCGUCACUAUGGCUGUUGGUUGCCUUAUAAUUUCUAAAAUAAUGUCUUUUUCAUUACAGGACGACAUUUUAGACUUUGAAAGUAAGAAAAAGAAGAAAUCAAAGCCUCUUGUGCAUGAUUUCAAAGAUGAACCCGAUAAUCUGGGAAACCAAGAUAUUUUGGACUUCGGUUCAAAGAAGAAAAAAAAAGACAAACUCUUAAGCCUGGAUGACGUGGGUAACAAAGAGGACGUAAGUUAUGUCCCCAUAUACUUCAUUUUACAGUCACUUCAGGAACCGGAAUUUCCUAGGAAGGACCCAACAGAAAACGGCGUUAAGCAACUUACUGAAAAACUAACAGAAGAGCUCAAUUUCUCAGAUAAAAAGAAAAAAAAGAAAUUCAAACCGAUUGAAGUUGAUGAAAAUGGGGUUUGCGAGCCGAACAAUACAUCUGAACUUAUCGUCAGGGAUUCAUCGGGAUAUGAUUAUGAAACGCUGUUAACACGAGUUUUUGCUCAGCUUGGUGAUUUGAAUCCUGAACUUGUAUCAGAUCAGAAAAGAAAGCUCGUAAUGGUUCCCCCUCAAAUGGCUCGUGUUGGAACCAAAAAGACUCUUUUUGUAAAUUUUUCAACUAUCUGUCGUUCUUUAAUGAGAGAUCAGUCUCAUCUCACAACAUACAUACUAACUGAAUUGGGUACUCAAGGUUCUGUGGAUGCUAACGGUGCUUUACUUAUUCGUGGACGAUAUACAAGUAAACAUAUGGAACCUGUGCUGAGAAACUACUGUAGAACUUACGUGUUGUGUGGUACCUGCCAGUCUUCUGAAACAGACCUAUGCAAAGACUCGAGACUUCUUUUCCUCCACUGUCGGCGAUGUGGGUCUCGUUUCACCGUAAAAACAGUGACUUCCGGAUUCCAAGCACUAACAGGGAAACGUGCUGCUUUGCGGGCAAAAACGCAAUGAUGAUACGCUAGCUGUUCCGGGUUUUUUUACUUCGUCGACCUAAAGCACAAAUUAUCGAAAUAAAACGCUAUCUUAUUUCCAA
This is a messenger RNA of Schistosoma spindalis, 1100 nucleotides long. The record is from the annotation of a GenBank genome assembly. Lineage: Eukaryota; Metazoa; Platyhelminthes; Trematoda; Strigeidida; Schistosomatidae.